AUGGCUUUGUACUUUGGGAAGGUAUCUAUCUUACCGGAAGAGAUAGGUGCAUUUCUCUGUCGUCUUAAAGAUCUUGAUAUUAGGGAUUGCCACAGAAUUAAAAGCCUCCCCAUACUUCCCUCAAGCCUGUUAGCUUUGACUAUCCAGUCCUGCAGCUUACUUGAGAGGUUGCCAGACCUUUCAAACUUGAAGAAUUUGUCGAAAUUAUGGGUUACGGAGUGCAGGAAGCUCAGUGAAAUCAAAGGCCUUGGCAAUCUCCCGUCCCUGAAGGAUUUGGAUACAACUGGCUGCCUUUUAAUGAGGCUGGACGGUCUCGAGAGGCUUGACCGUUUGCACAACUUCAAAAGGUUACGUAUGGACAGCUGCAGGUCGCUCACACGUUUACCUAAGCUCCCACCCUCUUUGGAGAAGUUAUCCCUAAGUGGCUGCGAACAAUUGGGCGAAAUUGAGGUGGUUGCAGAAUUGGAGUCGCUGCAAAAGUUGGAUAUAAGCAGUUGCAGAUCGCUCAUGAAGUUGCUGAACCUAUCGAAGUUGCAGAGGCUGGAGCUCUUCGACAUGAGAGAUUGUGAGAGCAUCACGGAAAUUUCAGGACUCAGAGGAACUGAGUAA
Molecule: messenger RNA, 609 nt
Organism: Punica granatum (pomegranate)
Lineage: Eukaryota; Viridiplantae; Streptophyta; Magnoliopsida; Myrtales; Lythraceae
Source: RefSeq, a predicted model, not a curated record